AUGGCGGCGCCUAACCCGAACCAGCCAGUGUUGAACGCGACGACCAGAGUCGUAGAACUUCAGGGAUAUUAUCAACAGAAGUACCAUUACUAUAGGAAUGUGAUAUCCCAAUUCACUGUAAACCACAGGGACCGGCUACGCAAUGUCGCAGUUCCUAGUCGCGCCCCCUUUAGGACUGCACGGAACCAAAUAGGCUUUGAGGACCUGGAGCGUCAAGCUCGGAACGCUGUGACAGACGAGUACAAGACCGCUUACAGCCUAAUGCGGUCGUCAUUCCGCUAUUUCCAAUGUCUUGGUUGGGGAGGUGACGGCAUUGUCUCACUAUGGAGGUAUUCGCCGGGGCGUGGGCAGGAGCAUGAUGUGGUGAUGAAGAUGUCUGUCCAGUGGGAGUAUGUCCCGUGGAGCAGGGUAAAAGCCCGGGUGGUCCCGGGGGAAAUUCCUAAAGAGAGGGACAUGAUAACUCAACUCGGACGAUCGCCUCACAUUGUACAUCGAUUCUACACAGCACACCAUCCCAGGGCGAAUCCAAAUCCUGGGUCAAUGAGAUCUACCCGUAAGUCUGCUGCCGUGGCAGAUAUGGCAGAUAAAAUCGACGGACACCAAGGCAGCUGGUUCCUGAUGGAAUACUGUAAGUUCGGCAACUUGGAGGCUCAACUUCGGAAAGCAGCCAGAGACAUGCCCAAUAAUACGGAGAGAUACUUGCCAGAGUCCGUCCUCUGGCGCUUCUUCGACUGCUUGACGAAGGCCUGCAUGGCGAUGGAAGAGCCCCCAAGGUUAAAUCCAGCCAAUGGAGCAGUUCCUGCACCCACACAAGGGGGCUACCUCCCCGAGGUGCUCACUCCUGGCAACGUAGGACGGCAAGGGAUAGCGCAUAUGGACCUUAUUGGGGACUUUGGCUUCGCUCAGAAUGAGGCCAACGCCUGGGCCCCCGCAUGUCUGUCAGGGCAAGGGCCAGCAACGGCUGCCGACUACCGGCGACGUGAGCAGAGAUGGCGCGCAAGAGAUGACGGCAAAAUUCUUUAUGCACUUCCGGAACAAUUCGGCAAGGAUUGGGACAGAAUACCUUGCGGGCAGGACCCUUCCGAUGGCCAGCAGCAACCAUAUUGGAUGCAGCCCUGGAUGCCAGCUUGGAUGCAGGCUUGGGCACCACCUCCGCCCAUCACAACGGGCCCCGGAAGAUACAGUUCUGCGUCUAAUGUGUGGCAGAUAGCAAUGAUCAUCAAGGUUUGCAUGACGCUGAUGGAUCCGGAUCAACCACCUUACGCAGGAAGGAUGGCAAGCCAGGAGCCACCCAAUUCAACACCAGACCAAGAGCGCUGGACAUAUGGGUGGUCGUUACUCGACCCGGCCGAACCGUGGGCCGCCCAGUACCAACAAUCCUUGAUCGACCUAGUGGCGAGAUGCCUCAUGGCGAAACAAGAACAUCGUCCUACGCUACAACAGAUACAGACAGUGAUCACGCAGGAAUUGACUUUGCCGGCUAAUCAGAAUGUUCCAGCGUACUGGACAAAUACGUUCUUUCGCGAACCUCGACCACCAAAACCACCUGAAGACACAGAGGACCUUAGCGACAUAGACCCGUUCCGGGACUUCAGGACAGGAAGAGCUCUGUAA
Messenger RNA from Diaporthe amygdali, 1614 nucleotides. RefSeq lists its product as uncharacterized. Gene Ontology annotation, biological process: protein phosphorylation. The coding region runs from base 1 to 1614 and encodes 537 amino acids. The transcript is spliced from 6 exons. NCBI's taxonomy places the organism in Eukaryota, Fungi, Ascomycota, Sordariomycetes, Diaporthales, Diaporthaceae. The record is from RefSeq and is a predicted model, not a curated record. Gene Ontology annotation, molecular function: ATP binding; protein kinase activity.